AUGCAGGCCAACACAGGAAGUGUCUCGGAGCGCGCACCUCCAAUUUGGGGUGCAAUGAAGGAGUUGCAAGAUGGAUUCAAUGGCCAUCAGUGCUCGCUGCCCUAUCUGCUGGGCGUUGUGCAGAACCUUCAACGGACCCUGGAGGAAACACGACACCUUUACAACAAUGCGAUUAAGCAACGGGAUGAGGUUCGUGAAAAGCUUGUUGUGGCGCAGAAUAGUCUGGCAGCGGUGGAGCGCGUUGUCAAUCAGUAUGCCUCAGUAAAGGAUCCUGUGGUGGCAUCGGACGGUUUUACCUACGAGAAUGUUUCAAUACGAGAUUACUUGCGGGAGUGUGCUAGCACAAACACCAAAGCGUAUUCGCAGCUUACGAAGGAGGAGCUGCUAGACGUGGUGGUCCCCAACCAAACCUUGCGUCGUCUUGUCCACAUGCUGCAGUCCGUUCGGGCCAGCGAGGUACCUCCCAUAUCGCAGCGUCGUCCCAUUCCUCCCUACACGCCUCAGCAAAGUGAUGCGAACUGGAAGGGUAAUAACGCGAACAGUAACGGUGCCAACAGUGGCAAUGGCCUUAAUUGGGCGGAUGAAGAGGUUAAUCAGGGGGCCACGCCCAUUCGCGUGGCAGAGUUGGAGGCCUCACUUGCGAAGGCUGCCAACGCUGGCAGUCUCAACGCUUCCCAAAGUAGCAAUGCUGUUCCAUCUUCUACUGUUACCAACACCAAUGCCAACACCAGCAACCCAGUGAGCCGACGUUGGGAGACACGGCAAGCGCAAAAUGCCGGAAACAGCGCCAAACUCUCCAAUAAAAAACACCCCUGCCUUCGGGUAUACGGCCAUUGCAACUUCCUUGACGAUUGCGCCUUUGCAAACUACCCAUACGAAGCAUGCCUAAACAACAUCAAGGGCAAGUGUCGUUUUGGGCAGCACUGCAAGGAGCUGCAUGUGAAUCCUACCCAUUCUCGCUAUCCAGGACAACGCAAAAGCAGUAGCAGCAAUCAACAACUUGUCCGUCCCAACACACCUGUCCACGCGGAGAAAGAAACCGGUGGGAAGGACAAGCGGUGUACGAAGGAGAAGGAGAGCAGCAAGAAUAGCAGCGCGAGGGGGGACACAAACAGCAAGGAAAGCGCUGAGGAGCAGCAUUUGAAGCCAGUGCCGACCCCAACGCCGGGCUCGGCCGCCGAGCCACGAGCUGAGCCAUCCUCCCUUGUGGCUGAAGAGACGGUGUAA
Messenger RNA from Trypanosoma rangeli, 1227 nucleotides. Its product is annotated as RNA-binding protein. Bases 1 to 1227 code for a protein of 408 amino acids. The transcript has a single exon. NCBI's taxonomy places the organism in Eukaryota, Euglenozoa, Kinetoplastea, Trypanosomatida, Trypanosomatidae. Gene Ontology annotation, molecular function: metal ion binding. The record is from RefSeq and is a predicted model, not a curated record.